This is a messenger RNA of Naumovozyma dairenensis CBS 421, 234 nucleotides long. RefSeq lists its product as uncharacterized. The record is from RefSeq and is a predicted model, not a curated record. Lineage: Eukaryota; Fungi; Ascomycota; Saccharomycetes; Saccharomycetales; Saccharomycetaceae. The transcript has a single exon. The coding region runs from base 1 to 234 and encodes 77 amino acids.
AUGGGUGGUAAAAAGGGAGAAGCUUCAUAUCCUCCACCGAAACAGGUUAAAGACUGUCCCGAAUGUGGCACAGCAUUACAGAAAUGUUUAAUCCAACAGAACUAUGCCUUUGUAAUGUGUCCCAAUGACAAAUGUGCAUACCCAUUUAAUCAAAGAGAAAAUAUUCAAAAUUUAGUGUACGUGGACGAUGGGGAAGUUAUAGAUACAGCUACACAAAGAUUAUCUAAGGGUUAG